AUUCCCAAAGGAGGAGUGGAGGAGAUCACAGAGAUGGACUUUUGACGUCGGCAUUGCUUCCCCUAAGCCUCAGGAGAGGAGAGAGACGCGGCUCUCAUGAAUGAGGAAGCUUCGAUGAUAAAUAAAUGAACUGCUAAAAGUCCAACCAGUAUCCGUGUUCUUUUCUUGCAUUUUUCUUCGGUUUUGAAAUUUCAUUGGUCCGCUGAGGCGGGCGGCUGCCAAUGCCACAGACGAUUCUUUUCUUCCUCGUUUUUUCGUUUCUCUUUUUUCACAUUUUUAUUUUAUUUUAUUUUAUCCUGUCGUCCUCUGUCUCUCUCUCUCCCCUCUUCUUCACCUUCCUUUCAAAGUCAAAGUAGAGGGCAUUGGAACCCAAACAAACGGAGAGCAGACCCCUCCCCCCCUCUCUUUCUCUCUCUAUCUCUCUAAACAAACCAGGAAAAUAAAGUACGAGAUCAAGCAUUUUUCUUUCUGUUCUUUCAAUCGUCGUGGUGAAGUUCUUGGCUUUUCACUUGAUUUGUAGAAACAAGCAUCCAUGAGUUCCAACGCUCCGUCUUCCAGCGCCGGGGGGCCUGGAUCGGCCGAUUUAUCGGCACCCAGAAGGAAUUCCAAACGACCCAAGUAUUCAAGGUUUACUCAGCAGGAGCUUCCAGCUUGUAAGCCAAUUCUUACUCCACGUUGGGUGAUAUCUGCAUUUAUGCUUGUUAGCAUUGUAUUCAUUCCUAUUGGAGUUGCUUCUCUGUUUGCUUCCCGAGAUGUGGUUGAAAUUGUUGACCGUUAUGAGACUGCGUGCAUUCCAGUGACCGAUAGAGAAGAUAAGGUGAAAUACAUACAGAGCCCUGGAAAUAAAACCUGCUUCAGAACACUACGAGUUCCAAAGCAUAUGAAGAAACCUGUCUAUGUAUACUAUCAACUUGACAACUUCUAUCAAAACCAUCGGAGGUAUGUGAAGAGCCGAAGUGAUGAGCAGUUGAAAUAUAAUAAAAGCGCAUCUGAAACAAGUGACUGUGACCCUGAAGAUACCACCGCAAAUGGGCAGCCUAUUGUACCUUGUGGUCUCAUAGCUUGGAGUUUGUUCAAUGAUACUUAUAAUUUCUCUCGUAACAACCAACCACUGGCAGUGAACAAGAAGGAUAUUUCAUGGAAAAGUGAUAGGAAACACAAGUUUGGAAAAGAUGUCUAUCCCACAAACUUUCAGAAUGGUACUCUCAUAGGUGGUGCACAUCUCGAUUCUAAUAUACCGUUGAGUGAGCAGGAGGAUCUUAUUGUUUGGAUGCGAACUGCAGCUCUUCCAACAUUUAGGAAGUUGUAUGGAAAGAUAGAUGCGGAUCUCCAGGAAAAUGAUGCUAUAAAUGUGAUAUUGGAGAACAAUUACAACACGUACAGUUUUAAUGGGAAGAAGAAGCUUGUGCUUUCUACCACUAGCUGGCUUGGUGGAAAGAAUGAUUUCCUUGGCAUUGCUUAUCUUACUGUUGGGGGACUCUGCUUCUUUUUGGCUAUCACUUUCGCCAUUGUGUAUCUGGUCAAGCCUAGGCGACUAGGGGACCCAUCGUAUUUGUCAUGGAACAGAAACCCAAGCGGGCGUUGAGCAAGUUACUGCAAUGUAAUUUUAUAUGUAGUAAGAUGUGUAUCACGAUUUUAUAUCGUAACUGAGCUUUCUGCCUGUUCACAAUUUGAUUUGAUUUUUUAUUUUGGUUUGACAGUAGCAAAUUAAAUUUUGUGUAUAAUUUUAGAUAUAAAAAUAUAAGGCGACCAUGUCCACAUCUGUUCUUGUAGGCUUCGCACUUGCAGCGAUGUUAAGGAACCGGAAUAUUAUUGAGCUUUGGAAGGGAAAGGAAAUUUUGCUUAGUCUGUAAGGAAUUAAGUUGCCCUAAAUGUGAUUAAUUAUAAAGCUCAGAAAGUCAGUUGUGGAAAA
Malania oleifera is the source of this 1912-nucleotide messenger RNA. Its product is annotated as ALA-interacting subunit 1-like. Lineage: Eukaryota; Viridiplantae; Streptophyta; Magnoliopsida; Santalales; Ximeniaceae. Gene Ontology annotation, cellular component: Golgi apparatus; endoplasmic reticulum; plasma membrane. The transcript is spliced from 8 exons. Bases 533 to 1585 code for a protein of 350 amino acids. The record is from RefSeq and is a predicted model, not a curated record.